GAGGAGAAUACAAUCAUAUCCAGAAUGCCAGGGAGGGAAACAUGAUAGCAACAGCUGGAAAACAAGGCCUGCUGUAGUCAGCCAGUAGGAUUAGCAGUGCAGCAGCUGCUGGGUAGAGAGAAGCACAUUGAUAUGUACGGGUGAUGAAGACAUUAAUUUGUAAUGGCAGGGAGUUUCUCACUACCUGACUCAUGAGGUGAGGGGGCUCUGAGACAUCCUGGGCUGUGGGCCCUCAGAGCUUGAGAUGGGGGAGGCAUGUGAUGAGAUUUCUUGGGAGGACCAAGUGCUUUUUCUAAGGGAGUUUUCAUGUCCUUUUCUGAAUGUGAAGCACAAGCUGUUUGUUCACCAGACAGUGUUUGGGGAAUGUGCCAUUUGGGUCAUUCCUGCCUAGUCAUGAUUGAAGCCCCAGACUCGUAUCAGUCACCCUGCAAAAUACCCAACAAAAGAUCUGAAUGGCAUCAGAGUGGUCCGUUAAAAGAGUAGAGACCCAGAGAUAAAGCAACUUUAACCUUGCUGCCUCCUCUUCUGUAAAAGCUGAGGAGAAUCCCUCUGACAGCAGAGAUAGUGGACCUUCUUAGGAAGCAAAAGCAGGAUUCAGAUUUCUCUGUCCAUCUUGGCAAUAGCUUGCAGCCUGUGAGGAUAUACGGCAAAAAUGUGGUAUUUGACAAGGUGGCAGCACUUUUGUCCCCUUAAACAGAAUCAGAUCAUUGAAAGCCUAUAAUCAUUGUAUUUUCAGCUCAAAGAGUACAUCCACCUGUUCACAUGAAUCCAACAGGAGUAUCACUCUCUCCCAAAACACACCUUGGGAACAUAAGUGGUAGUUCUUAACAGAGGAUAUGAGAAGGGAAUGACUGCCUAAUCCUGGUGUCAGAGCUGUCAUCAGCACUGACAUGUGCAGGCAGUAGGAAGGAUCCAAAUUUGGAAGAAGAAAUGGUUAAAUUUGUUGUUAUAGUCAAUGUAGUUCAGAAUAUCUGAUUUAAGAGUUCAUGGCUUAUGUGAGAUUUCAUGAGUCAUGGUCAUGAUUAAGAUACUAGUAGCUCAAUUAAGAUGAAUAUUCUGCUGACACAGAGUUUGGCUCUUUCCUCUGUGUUUAAAGUUCGAAAAUAAAAAGGCUUUUGAACUCGAAUGGCAUUACAGUGUGACAAAGCAGAAAAACAGAGAAAUAAAUCCUUCAGAGAAAAGAUGAGUAGUGAGGGCUGGACUGAUUUGUAGAUUGCUUGGCAGAAACCUCUGUCCUGGAUUGGCAUGAAGCAAUGCCUAUUUUUCGAAAAGUUAUACCAUGCUGGACAACAGAUGGAUAAAGGCAUGGGAAUACAGGGAAACUGUGAUAUUGUCAGCCAGAGAGGUGCUACUGCUUUGAUUAUCUUGGUCCCAGUGAAGAUUUUUUGGGUAUUUUAGUGAAAGAAGCUUUAUGGAAGGAGCUGAAGGACAGUGAGGUGGCUUUGUGUGGUUUUGGGAGAAGCAUGUCCCAGGUAUGAGGGUAGAGAAAGUGAGGGUGUACUUGCUUUGAACAUUAAAGAGAGCUGGCAUCCUGUGCUGAGGGAAACACUCCAGCUCUGAAUGAGAGCAAAGAUGGGGCGGGGAUGGGCUGUGACCUGUACUGAAAACCAAGACAAGCAGUGGACAGGACAUUACAGAGGAAGGUCUCACCAGCAAGUGGUCCCCUUGGCAUCAAUGCUUCAGGUGGGUUUGAGCAAGGCCACAGGACACCUGUGUCAAUGGGCAGAAAAGAAUCAUAGCAGCAGUCUGGAUGGAGAAGGGCUGAGGAAGUGACUGCUUCAUUCAUUUAUUUCUUACCCAUUGUAUCAGAUUGCAGCUCUCAUCAGCAGUGUACUGGUUCUGGCCUGGAGGACCUAGCACUAGGGAUAGUUUUAUUUACAAAAACGUGGAUUUAAUCAGAGAAACCAGUAAUAAUUAACCAAGGAGUUGGACAUUGAGCCUUUCUCUGGUAUUGAUGGUUCCUGAGCAAUUACUCAUUGGGUCACCCUUGACUUCUGAGUUAUCUACUAACUCAGUGAACAAUGAGACAACGUGAUCCUUGCAGUCACCCUACCUUUCUACUGUUCCUCAAGAGCACAAAUGAUUAAGCAAAUCCAGUUCCAGCCUUAGAGACACCAUCCCCAUGUGCCCCUAGCAUACUUCCACCUUUCUAAGCAGCAGGGUGAUGAUUUAAUGGCAGUCACUGUCCUCAGGAGUGUUCCUCUGUCUCCAGUGAUGGGGGUUGCCUUAGAAUGAAGAUUCAAAGUCUCUUUGGGGUUUUGUGGCCACGCAGCUGCCAUAACAUGCAGACAACGUGGAAAUGUGGGAAAGGGAGAAGCAAAAGUAAUAGUUCAAAAAGCCUCCUGGCUCUGCAGGCAGGAAGUUGGUAAAAGGAGCCCAGAUCCUGGGUAUUCAGAAAGACCAGUGCAGCAUGUGGUCAGCUCAGCUGCCAGACACUGCAAAUUCUCAAGCCUGGGACACUGCUGAUGUCAUGGGCCUCCUUGCUGGUUGGCAUAUGAAAAAAAGGGUACUGUCUCCUUUGGCUUCUGUGGGACCAGCUCUUGCUGGACUUUUUGUCACCAUUCAGCAGGCUUGUUCUGGCAGGAGAGAUCGUUGCAAAAAAGCAGUGUCUUCAGUGGGUCCAUAUGAGCUUGUCUCUGUUGGUGUGCACUGAUGAAGGCUAGUGGUUUCUGAACAGUGGCUGUGGUGUCCUGCAGUGACUCUGGCUUCCCUGUAUCUCCCCUUUGAUCUCUUUUUUGAGUCUUCCUCUCCUCCCUUCCCCUGAUCCCAUGUGGUUUCCCAAGCCCUUUUGGUCACAGCUUUGAUUUGUGGUGUUGUGCAAUAGCACCAAGUUAAUAAAUAACUGUGUGUCAUCAGGGAUUUUGUCCCAACGCUACUUGAGGGCGUGGGGGACUUUUAUCCCAAGCAUCCACUCAGGACUUGGGCAGAGCGCGGAGAAGGAGCUGCCGUCUCUUCUCCCCUGAGCCAUGUCAGCAGCCCUGGAGGAGUUCUGCGGCUCCAUCUUCUGGAAUGAUUCUUACCUUGCUCGUCCAGAUGCCGACCUGCCUGUGUGCUUCCAGCAGACUGUGCUGGUCUGGGUCCCCCUUGGCUUCUUCUGGAUUUUGGCUCCAUGGCAGCUCUUGCCCAUGUGCAAAUCCAAAGCCAAGAAAUCAUCUGUGACCAAACUCUACAUCAUCAAGCAGAUGCUGGCUGCUUUGCUGGUGGUGACGGCAGUGGCAGAGUUGGCCCUGGCAUUUGUAGAGGACACAGAGCAGGACACCGUGCCAGCUGUCAAGUACACGAACCCCAGCCUGUACAUCGCCACCUGGCUCCUGGUCCUGCUGGUCCACGAGGCACGACGCUUCUGCUUGCGCAGAGACUCGGGGGUACUUUUCUGCUUCUGGAUACUGUCCCUGCUCUGUGGGAUAUUGCCGUUCCAGUCACUUGUCCGGAGAGCCCUGCAGGAACCAAUCUCCGACCUGCCACGGUUUAUCCUCUUCUUCAUCUCCUAUGGGCUCCAGCUGCUCAUCUUCCUUGUCUCGGGCUUCUCAGAUGUUGCCCCAGAAACAAAGGAAAUCAGGAAGAAGAACCCAGAGGUGACAGCCUCCUUCCUGAGCUCCAUUACCUUUGAAUGGUACAGCAGCGUUGUUUUCAAGGGCUAUCGCAAGCCUUUGGAGAUAGAGGAUGUCUGGGAAUUGAAAGAUAAAGACAGGACACAGGCACUUUGCACUGCUUUUGAGAAGAACAUGAAGACUGCCAUACAGAAGGCCCAAGCUGAACUGGAGAAACGGAAACGCAAGAAAAGACACCAGAAAGGUGACCCAGACCAUGGAAACAAUAUGACCAAGGCCCAGAGCCAAGACAUCCUGGUGCUGGAGGAGAAGCAGCCGAAGAAGAAGAAGAAGGGAGACAAAGGAGACUCUGGCCCUCCUGAGGAUUACGCCAGGGGUUGGUUGAUGAAAACACUGGGCAAGACCUUCCGGCAGAACCUCAUGCUAGCAGUGGCAUUCAAACUGGUUUAUGAUGCACUUGUGUUUGUCAGCCCCCAGCUGCUGAAGCUGCUGAUUGCCUUUGUGUCGGAUGAGGAGGCUUUUGCCUGGCAAGGCUAUUUAUAUGCCAUCCUGCUCUUCCUGGCAGCGGUGGUCCAGUCCAUCUGCCUGCAGCAGCACUUCAGCUUGUGCUUUCAGCUUGGCAUAAAUGUGCGUGCCAGCCUCAUCGCUGCCAUUUACAAGAAGUCACUCACCAUGUCCAAUGCCACCCGCAAGGAGUCCACAGUGGGAGAGACUGUGAAUCUGAUGUCAGCUGAUGCCCAGAGGUUCAUGGACAUGGCCAACUUUGUUCACCAGCUGUGGUCAUCUCCCCUGCAAAUUAUCCUCUCCAUUGUCUUCCUCUGGGCAGAGCUGGGCGCCUCUGUCUUGGCUGGCAUUGCAGUCAUGGUACUGCUCAUCCCCAUAAAUGCAUUCCUGGUUGCCAAGGCCAAAACCAUUCAGGUGAGGAACAUGAAGAACAAGGAUGAACGGAUGAAAAUAAUGACUGAAAUCCUCAAUGGAAUCAAGAUCCUGAAGCUUUUUGCCUGGGAGCCCUCAUUUGAGAAGCGAGUUAACGACAUACGGGCACAUGAGCUCAAGGACUUGCUGAAAUUCAGUUACCUGCAGUCGAUUUCUGUCUUUGUGUUCACGUGUGCCCCCUUCCUGGUCUCCUUGGCCAGUUUUGCCGUCUAUGUGAUGGUGGAUGAGAACAACAUCCUGGAUGCACAGAAGGCCUUUACUGCUAUUUCCCUUUUCAACGUCCUGCGUUUCCCCAUGGCCAUGCUGCCCAUGGUCCUCUCUUCACUAGUGCAGACCAAUGUGUCGACUGCGAGGCUGGAACGCUACCUGAGCGGAGAAAACCUGGACACCUCAGCUAUCCAGCACAAUCCCAUUCCAGGCAACGCUGUGCGUUUCUCGGAGGCCACCUUUUCCUGGGAGCAGGACGGCAGUGCUGCGAUAAGAGAUGUCACCCUGGACAUUACACCUGGGAGCCUGGUGGCCGUGGUGGGGGCUGUGGGCUCAGGCAAAUCUUCACUGGUGUCAGCUAUGCUUGGGGAGAUGGAGAAUAUCAAGGGACACAUCAACAUCCAGGGCUCCCUGGCCUAUGUCCCCCAGCAGGCCUGGAUCCAGAAUGCCACCCUGAAAGACAACAUCCUUUUUGGGUCAGAACUGGAUGAAGCCCGGUAUCAGCAGGUCCUUAAGGCCUGUGCCCUCCUUCCAGACCUGAAAUUGCUGCCUGCGGGUGACCAGACAGAGAUUGGAGAGAAGGGUAUCAACCUGAGUGGGGGCCAGAAGCAGCGAGUGAGCCUGGCCCGGGCAGUGUACAGCAACGCAGACAUCUACGUGCUGGAUGACCCGCUGUCUGCCGUGGAUGCUCACGUUGGCAAGUACCUCUUCAAGCACGUGCUGGGCCCAAAAGGGCUGCUGCAAAAGAAGACACGGAUCUUGGUGACACACAGUAUCAGCUUCCUGCCCCAGGUCGACAACAUCGUGGUGAUGGCAGCAGGAGCAGUGACUGAGCAUGGCUCCUACAGCAACCUGCUGGCAAACAAGGGGGCCUUUGCCCAGUUCCUGAACUUGUAUGGCAGGCAGGAGGAGGAUGUUUCAGAGAAAAAUAACACAGCUGUUGGUUUAGCUGGGGAUGAAGAGCAGAGUGAUGAAGACCUUGAGCCUUGCGUGGAGGAGGGCCCUGAAGAUGUGGUGACUAUGACCCUGAAGCGAGAGGCCAGCAUCCAUCGGAGACAAUUGAGUCGCAGCCUUAGUAAAAGGAGCACCAGUUCCUGGAAGAAGGCCCAGGAGGAGCCCCGAAAGAAAGUGAAGGGACAGCAACUGAUUGAGAAAGAAGCUGUGGAAACCGGCAGGGUAAAGUUCUCCAUGUACAUGCAGUACCUGCGUGCUGUUGGCUUGUGCUAUUCCUUCUGGAUUGCCAUGGGCUACGUUGCAGAGUACGCCGCCUAUGUGGGGACCAACCUGUGGCUCAGUGCCUGGACAGACGAUGCGCAGCGCUACCUGAACCAGACCUAUCCCACGGAGCAGCGAGACCUGCGGAUCGCUGUCUUUGGGGUACUUGGGGUGUCACAAGCUGUCUUCCUGCUCUUUGCCACCAUGCUGUCUGCUCGGGGUGCCACACGAGCCUCACGGGUUCUGCAUCGGCAGCUGCUCAGCAACAUCCUGCACGUGCCCAUGAGCUUCUUUGACACGACCCCAAUUGGCCGCAUUGUGAAUAGGUUUGCCAAGGACAUCUUCACAGUAGAUGAGACCAUUCCCACGUCCUUCCGCACCUGGCUCUCCUGUUUCAUGGGCAUCAUUAGCACAUUGAUCACGAUCUGCCUGGCCACUCCAUACUUCGCUCUCAUUAUUAUUCCCUUGAGCAUCUUCUACUAUUUUGUGCUGCGCUUCUAUAUCUCCACGUCACGCCAGCUAAGGCGUCUGGACUCUGUCACCAGGUCUCCCAUUUACUCCCACUUCGGUGAGACAGUGUCAGGCCUUUCUGUGAUCCGGGCCUAUGAACACCAAGAACGGUUCAUGCAGCAUAAUGAGACCAUCAUGGACAUAAAUCAGAAAAGUGUUUAUUCCUGGAUAAUCUCAAAUAGGUGGCUGGCCAUCCGUCUGGAGUUCGUUGGGAGCCUGGUGGUCUUCUUCUCUGCGCUUCUAGCAGUGAUUUCAAAGAGCACUUUGGCGGGCGGCAUCGUGGGUCUUUCUGUCUCCUCUGCUCUCAGCGUGACCCAGACACUGAAUUGGCUGGUGAGGACAUCUUCGGAGUUGGAGACAAACAUCGUGGCUGUGGAGAGGGUACAUGAGUACAUGAAGGUGGAGAACGAGGCUCCAUGGGUGACAGGAAAGCGUCCACCACGUGGCUGGCCCAGCAAAGGCGAGAUCCAGUUCAUUGACUACAAAGUUCGUUACAGACCUGAACUGGACCUGGUUCUUCAGGGGAUCACCUGCAAUAUUGGGAGCACUGAGAAGGUCGGGGUUGUGGGCCGGACCGGGGCUGGAAAAUCCUCCCUCACCAACUGCCUCUUCCGAAUGCUGGAGGCUGCUGGAGGGAAGAUCCUCAUCGAUGAGGUGGACAUAGCAACGAUUGGCCUCCAUGACCUGCGCAAGAACCUCACCAUCAUACCUCAGGACCCUGUGCUCUUUACUGGAACCCUGCGGAUGAACCUGGACCCCUUUGACCAGUACUCAGACGAGGAGGUCUGGAAGGCCCUUGAGCUGGCUCACCUGAAGACAUAUGUGCAAGACCAUCCUGAGGGACUUCUGCAUCUUGUGAGCGAGGGAGGGGAGAACCUGAGUGUUGGGCAGAGGCAGCUGGUGUGCUUGGCCCGGGCCCUUCUCCGCAAAGCCAAGAUCCUCAUCCUGGAUGAAGCAACAGCAGCUGUAGAUCUGGAAACUGAUCAUUUAAUCCAGACAACAAUCCGGAGCGAGUUUUCUGACUGCACUGUCCUUACUAUCGCUCACCGCCUCCACACCAUCAUGGACAGCAACAGGGUGAUGGUGCUGCAGGCUGGGCAGAUUGUGGAAUUUGACAGCCCCGAGGAGCUGCUCCAGAAGCAGGGCAUCUUCUCCAUGAUGGCAAAGGACGCUGGCAUCACCAGUACCGAAAGUACUGCCCUGUAGGGGGAGCGCUGCAGCGUCCAGGUGUGUGCGGGCAGCUCCCUCCUGCUGGCGCUCACCGAGCUGGCGUCAGCGUCUCCCCGCAGCCAAGCUGCCCAGGAAUUUGCCUUUCUGCAGCUGGGAAGCAGAGAGGGUGGCUUCUCUGGUUGUCCAGAGACAGAGCAUCUGGACUCGAGUGAGCUGUUAACAUUGCUACCAUGCCCUGCCUGCUGUGCACACAGGGGUCUGGAGCUGCUUAACUUAUUCUACAGAGGGGAAAAGCUAUCUGUGAUGCAGGGAGAUCAUGACCCCUGUUGGGAGUGGUCUUACUUUUUGUACUUCACCAUGCCAGGUGAACCUACCUUAGAGAUGCUUUAGCACUGUGGAAUUAAAUUACUGUUUAAUCUAA
Pipra filicauda (Wire-tailed manakin) is the source of this 8010-nucleotide messenger RNA. It is a transcript of the gene ABCC2, whose product is annotated as ATP binding cassette subfamily C member 2. NCBI's taxonomy places the organism in Eukaryota, Metazoa, Chordata, Aves, Passeriformes, Pipridae. Gene Ontology annotation, molecular function: ATP hydrolysis activity; ATP binding; ABC-type transporter activity. Gene Ontology annotation, cellular component: apical plasma membrane. The record is from RefSeq and is a predicted model, not a curated record. Gene Ontology annotation, biological process: transmembrane transport. Bases 2967 to 7625 code for a protein of 1552 amino acids. The transcript has 32 exons.